UUUAUUCAACCUUGGACAGUCAAUCUGCCGACGGAGAAAAUCGGUGUGUAUCCUUGUGAAUUCAGUACGUGGGUCGGGCCGCGAUCAGUCAUCAUUCUUCAGUGGUCUCUUCGGUUUGUCAACCUCGCAACGAGACACCAGCGUAAAACAAAAAGCGACGAUGUCAUUCAACAAAUUAAGCAUCGAUCAGGUUGAUUUAGCCGGCAAGAGAGUGCUGAUGCGAGUCGACUUCAACGUGCCAAUGAAAGAUGGAAAAAUUACCAACAAGCAGCGAAUCGUUGCCGCUGUCGAUUCGGUCAAGUAUGCUUUGGAGAAGAAUGCCAAAUCCGUUGUAAUGAUGUGCCACUUGGGGCGACCGGAUGGCACAAGGAAUAUGAAGUACACCCUGGCACCCGUUGUUCCUGAGCUCAAGGCUCUGCUAGGCAAAGACAUCACCUUUCUGGACGACUGUGUCGGUCCUGAGGUCGAAAAGGUCUGUGCGGAUCCAGCGCCGGGAUCUUUGAUUUUAUUGGAAAACUUGAGAUUCCACAUCGAGGAAGAGGGCAAGGGUGUGGGGCCUGACGGGACCAAGAUCAAGGCUGACAAGGAGAAAGUUGCGGCAUUCAGAGCAUCUCUUCGAAAACUUGGAGAUGUUUACGUUAACGAUGCUUUUGGAACGGCUCAUCGUGCUCAUAGUUCGAUGCUAGGCGAGGGCUUCGACGUUAGAGCCAGCGGUUUCACAUUGAAAAAAGAAUUGCAGUACUUUGCUAAGGCACUGGACAAUCCAGACAAACCACUGCUGGCCAUACUUGGGGGAGCCAAAGUAGCGGAUAAAAUUCAACUGAUCAAUAACCUGCUGGACAAGGUUGACGAAAUGAUCAUCGGUGGUGGAAUGGCAUUCACAUUUCUGAAAGUCACGAAAAACAUGAAGAUUGGUGCUUCUCUCUUUGACGAAGAAGGUGCAAAAAUCGUUAAUGACCUUCUGGAAAAAGCAAAAAAGAAUAACGUACAAGUACAUUUACCUGUGGAUUUCCUGACGGGUGAUAAAUUUGCUGAAAACGCAACUGUUGGAACUGCUGAUGUUGAAACAGGCAUUGCUGACGGCCUUUUGGGUCUCGACAUUGGUCCUAAAUCACAGGCUAUAUUUGCUGAACCUCUGAAGCGAGCAAAGGUAAUCGUGUGGAACGGUCCGGCAGGAGUUUUUGAGUUUGAAAACUUCAGCAAAGGUACAAAGAGUUUGAUGGACGGUGUUGUUGCUGCCACACAGCGUGGUGCAAUCACGAUAAUCGGCGGUGGUGAUACAGCUACUUGCGCAGUAAAAUGGCAAACAGAAGACAAAGUUAGCCAUGUCAGUACUGGCGGUGGUGCCAGCUUGGAGCUUCUAGAAGGCAAAGUUUUGCCAGGAGUUGCGGCUCUUUCCGAUGCCCCAUAAAUAGGGCAAAAGGUUCCUGUACAAUUCACAAACUCUUGACUUUUCAGAGCAGAUUAGCACUGUUUGAACCACUAUGUGUAUAUAGAAUAUCGAUUCCUGAAACGUGAUAUAAAGAUUUAUUUCUAUGUAAUCUCUUUAGAUGUCACGUUUUAUCUCUAUAAGAAUAUUGUACCAAAAUCUAUCAUGUUGCUAUUUAAUAAAAGUUAACGAUUCUAAUUCUAAAUUUAUGUGAAUUAUGCUGGCAUAUUGUAUGCGAUCACCUAGCUUUACAUUGACCUGGAAGCUCCAAUCGUCUAAGAAUGUCAAUCAAUAGGACAACCGCGUGUAACAGUGAAAAUGUGCCAUACCUCAGAAGUAGUCCUAAGGGUUCUGGCUGUCCAUCUCUGUUCACUGCGAUCAAUUAGACAAUUUGAGACUUCUCACUUAUCUCGAGGAUAUGUUAAAUAUAACAACAUUGUAACGAUGAAUAAAUAACAAUUUAUGUGUAUAAACAUCUAAGCAUGGCACUUACAAAAAUGUUGAAACCGUCCCAUGAACAGACUAACAAACAUAGCCAUGUCUCAUAUGGCGCAAGGGUAUAAUAAAUAUUAACACGUACCUAGAUGAAAUAAAUUUGCUGAACCGAGUAUAACAGAAUAAAAAUUUACUAUCUGUAAAAAAAAGUAGUAACGCGUAUAAGGACAUAUUUAUUAUUACCUUAUAAUUACCAUUUUCCCGUAGGUGGCUAGUGAAGAUCACAGAUCGUGUUUAGGUUUUAUUUUUAAAUUAUAGUAUGGUGACCUAUUCCUUAUAUAUUACAUCUAUAUGCAUAAUGCAUGUAUUGUCAGUAGGGAUGUGACUGGACCAGAAGUGUUAGAUCUUGUCAAAGUCGAAUUUUCGCAUCCCUAACGUUAUGUUUGUAGUUCGUACAUAACAUUGCGAAGUAUAUACAUGUAUACACGUACCUACACCGCAUUUUAGGUAAGAUACACGUAAAAUAAGAAAACAAACCCUAUGCACGGCGCAUAGAAAAUUGUGCGAGGCAGUUGCUACAUGAAAAACGAUCACGUACUCCAUACUCAAACCGAUGUGCACACAAAUGAAAUAAAGUCAUGGAAUUAACCGAACAACUACCCCACAUCAUAUUAAUUUCAAUCAUGAAAAGAGAAUUUUAUGUAAUCUAUCAUUGAAAAUGCAAAUGACUGUAGAUAUGCUAUAGAUAUCUGUCGGCACUAGUGUUGCGAAAUAAAAAUGGAAGC
Neodiprion fabricii is the source of this 2649-nucleotide messenger RNA. It is a transcript of the gene Pgk, whose product is annotated as phosphoglycerate kinase. Gene Ontology annotation, molecular function: ATP binding; ADP binding; phosphoglycerate kinase activity. The record is from RefSeq and is a predicted model, not a curated record. The coding region runs from base 161 to 1411 and encodes 416 amino acids. The transcript is spliced from 5 exons. Gene Ontology annotation, biological process: glycolytic process; gluconeogenesis. Gene Ontology annotation, cellular component: cytosol. Lineage: Eukaryota; Metazoa; Arthropoda; Insecta; Hymenoptera; Diprionidae.